UGUAAAUAGUUACUUUUCCGACCUGUAACGCUAUAACUUCCUGCAGGUAUAUAGAACGCCUGAACUGGGCAAUGUUCAUAGGUCGUCGUUAGAGUUGAACACGACCAAACGUUGCACAGCUGCAGCUGCCGGUUAACACGAGAACCAUCGUAUCGAACAAUCUCCGAAAAUGGCAAUGCAAGUCGCUCUUGGUGUUUGUCGGGUCAACCCCAGCCCAUUGAUGACGAUAAAAAAUGUGUCUGUUCGCUGUCUUGCUACACAAGCUGCACCUAAAUCAAAGAGCGUGCAGGAUAAAACCGGGAAGAACAUUGUAUUUGUUGAUGGCGUUCGCACUCCUUUCCUUCCCUCUGGAACAGACUAUCAGAAGUUGAUGCCUCAUGAACUGGCGCGUCAUGCUCUACUCAACCUAUCCCGCCGCACUGGUAUUCCAAGAGAGGCAGUCCAGUAUAUUGUCUAUGGCACUGUUAUCCAGGAAGUUAAGACUAGUAACGUAGCUAGAGACUCAGCUUUGUGUGCCGGUUUCAGCGAGCGAAUUCCUGCUCACACAGUCACUCAUGCAUGCUUGAGCUCCUGUCAAGCAAUUACCUCAGGUAUUGGUCUGAUUGCAUCUGGAGCCUAUGAUGUUGUUGUUGCUGGAGGAGUGGAAACCAUGUCAGAUGUGCCAAUUCGUCUCAAUCGCAACUUGAGGAGCAUACUUUUAAAAAUGAACAAAGCUAAGACUCCUUUGGCUAAACUCAAACUCCUAGCUUCGUUCUCACCCAAAUAUCUUGCUCCUGAGCUACCUGCUGUGGCAGAGUUUACUUCCGGUGAAACCAUGGGUAAAUCUGCAGAUCGUAUUUCGGCUGCUUUCCAAGUUUCCAGGCAGGAACAAGAUGAUUAUGCUAGGAGGUCUCACCAGCUGGCGCAUGAAGCUCAUGAAAAAGGAUACCUUACUGAUAUUGUACCAUACCCAAUUCCUGGCUCUUCAAAAGUGAUUAGCCGAGAUGGCGGAGUCCGCGUUUCGACUCAAGACCAGUUGGCAAAGCUGAAGCCUGCAUUUAUUAAACCUCAUGGAACUGUUACUGCUGCUAAUGCCUCAUUUUUGACUGAUGGCGCGUCUGCUUCUAUCAUCAUGCCUGAGAAGAAAGCCAAGGAAAUGGGUGUGAAGCCAAAGGCAUACCUAAGAGAUUACAUCUAUGUUUCUCAAGACCCAGUACAUCAGCUUCUUCUUGGACCUGCAUAUGCUAUUCCAGAGGUACUUGCACGAGCUGGUCUUACUAUGCAAGAUAUUGAUGUGUGGGAAAUUCAUGAAGCUUUUGCUGGCCAAAUUUUGGCCAAUCUGAAAGCAAUGGAUUCCGACUGGUUUGCCAAAACUCAUAUGAAUCGUUCUGAGAAAGUAGGUGUUCCCGAUUUGGCUAAAUGGAACAACUGGGGUGGAUCAUUAAGUAUUGGACAUCCAUUUGCUGCUACUGGAGUGAGGCUUGUCUCACAUGCUGCUAACAGACUCAUUAAAGAGGGUGGUAGAUAUGCUUUGGUAGCUGCUUGUGCUGCUGGCGGCCAGGGAGUUGGAAUGAUUAUUGAAAGACAUCCGGAUGCGUGAAGAAAUGGCAAGUAAAAGACUUCAACAACGGUUUUUAAGUAUUCAUAUUCAUCUUUUAAAUAUUGUUUGUUUUCUUUUACAAAACUUAAGGUAAUCCUAAGAUGGACUUUGACUGUUAAUGCUAUGAGUUGAACAUCAAUUUUCUUUUGUAUACUUUUUUCCCCUCUGUCUUUUCUAUACUUUGAUUUUUAAUCGGCUUCUCAAGUCUUCUGUAUUUUUGUACAACUUGAAUGUGUAUUAUUGUUUUAUUGUAGAUUUAAGACAUUUAUGUGCUGUUCACCUUCAUAGCUAUAUUUUUUUAUGACAGUUAUAAUAAAUUAUAAAUAAAAACAUUUGUCCCUUCUUA
This is a messenger RNA of Frankliniella occidentalis (western flower thrips), 1925 nucleotides long. It is a transcript of the gene Mtpbeta, whose product is annotated as trifunctional enzyme subunit beta, mitochondrial. The record is from RefSeq and is a predicted model, not a curated record. NCBI's taxonomy places the organism in Eukaryota, Metazoa, Arthropoda, Insecta, Thysanoptera, Thripidae. The transcript has 11 exons. Gene Ontology annotation, biological process: fatty acid beta-oxidation. Gene Ontology annotation, molecular function: acyltransferase activity, transferring groups other than amino-acyl groups. The coding region runs from base 170 to 1579 and encodes 469 amino acids.